AUGACAGGCACAGGAGCAAGACCUUUGAACGUAACCGUCGUUGGCGCUGGUAUUGGUGGACUGGCGGUCGCAGCCGCGCUGAGAAAGUGUGGACAUGUUAUCAACGUAUACGAAAGCUUCGAAGUCAAAACAGAAAUCGGCGCCGGAGUUGGAAUGCAAAGCAAUGCCGUCCGUGUGCUCAAAUCUCUGGGUUACAAACGAGAAAAUCUGAAAGGCGGGAUUUUCGAUGGGAUGACAAUCCAUAAUGCCGAAACAGCAAAGUUCAAGAAAUUCCCAACGCGCAACUGGGAUUCCCUUAGAAAAGAGGGCCUCGAGAAUUUCUCAUGUCAUCGCGGCGACCUUCAUGCCGAGCUUCUUCGACUUGCUACCGAGAAAGAUGCUGCCGAUGGGCCGCCUGCAAAAUUGCACUUCGGUAACAAAGUCGUCAGUUGUGACCCAGAGGCUGCAACUAUCACCCUUGCCAACGGUGAAACGGUGACCUCAGAUCUUGUCAUCGGGGCCGAUGGUAUCCAUUCCAUCGUCCGGACAAGCGUCUUGGGGAAAGAGGUCCAAGCAGAACCGACUGGAUGGGCGUGUUACCGCUGCAUGUUCGAUGCAUCCAACAUCAAUGAUCACCCGGAAUUCGACUGGGUUCUUAAGAAUAUGAAUACCAUCCGACAAGAAGGCUCUCAGCUCGCCGAGCACAUCGUCUACGGCGUUCGUGGCAGCACGCUGAUCAACUUUGUUGCGUUCGAUAGCCACGAGGGGCGGGAUACCAAAAGACCUAUCGCGCAACCUGCAACCAAGGAAGAGAUUUGGGCAAGAUACCCGACGUUCCACGAGAAAUUCCGCCAUCUAUUCGACCUUCCUCUUGCGACUCCCGUUCUUCGAUGGGAGCUUCGCGCCUUGCCGCUCCUCCCCACUUGGAUCAAGGGCCGGGCUGCCAUCAUCGGUGAUGCGGCUCACGCGACGCUGCCGCUGCUGGGACAAGGGGCUGGGCUGGCGCUUGAAGAAGCUGGUUGUCUGCGGGUUCUCUUCCCCGCGGGCACAACUCCAGACCAAGUACCCGCCCGACUCGCCGCAUUCCAAGACCUGCGCAAAGAACGCGGGGAGUUUGUCAAUGUGCAGUCCGUUGCCCAGGCAGACCCGGAGUACCGCGUCAAGUUCACGAAAACAUCAUGGGACGAACAACGCGCAAAAAGAGCUUACCCGGGUCCAGUUCCUAGUGCUCGCAAACGGCCAUUCCAACUUGAAUCUCUUCUCGCAUCCCUCCACUUCAACAAAAGCCCUCCAACCAAGGCAACUCUCUCGUAA
Messenger RNA from Mycena indigotica, 1293 nucleotides. RefSeq names its product FAD-binding-3 domain-containing protein. The transcript is spliced from 7 exons. NCBI's taxonomy places the organism in Eukaryota, Fungi, Basidiomycota, Agaricomycetes, Agaricales, Mycenaceae. The record is from RefSeq and is a predicted model, not a curated record. Bases 1 to 1293 code for a protein of 430 amino acids. Gene Ontology annotation, molecular function: FAD binding; monooxygenase activity.